Molecule: messenger RNA, 811 nt
Organism: Carlito syrichta (Philippine tarsier)
Lineage: Eukaryota; Metazoa; Chordata; Mammalia; Primates; Tarsiidae
Gene: CKS1B
Product: CDC28 protein kinase regulatory subunit 1B
Exons: 3
Coding region: 105-344 (79 amino acids)
Biological process (GO): regulation of mitotic cell cycle
Cellular component (GO): cyclin-dependent protein kinase holoenzyme complex; SCF ubiquitin ligase complex
Molecular function (GO): cyclin-dependent protein serine/threonine kinase activator activity; ubiquitin binding; histone binding
Source: RefSeq, a predicted model, not a curated record
GGCGGCGUGUUUGAAAGCGAGGCCAAAGUGGGUGGGAGCGCGUGCUGCUGGGAGUUGUUUGGAGGUUGGCGGUGCGGAGUUGGAAACCCGCAAGCAGCGCGGUUAUGUCGCACAAACAAAUUUACUAUUCGGACAAAUACGACGACGAGGAGUUUGAGUACCGGCAUGUCAUGUUGCCCAAAGACAUAGCCAAACUGGUCCCUAAAACCCAUUUGAUGUCUGAAUCUGAAUGGAGGAACCUUGGCGUUCAGCAGAGUCAGGGAUGGGUCCAUUAUAUGAUCCAUGAACCAGAACCUCACAUCUUGCUGUUUCGCCGCCCACUGCCCAAGAAGCCAAAGAAAUGAAGUUGGCGAGCCACUUUUCAGUCUCAAGCUUGACACAGCUGUUCUUAUUUUCUAAUAUCCCUCUGAUAACAUUAUUUUGCUCCUUGUUUCUCACUUGAUAUUUAAAAGAUGUUCAGUGCACUGUCUGAGUCUGCUGGUAACUGCCUUGCUUCUUGAGUAGAGCCAGCAUCAUCACAGCCCAGCCAGAUGAGAGCUGUGUGGCCACAGCCUCUACUGAAUGUGACCCCCAAAGCCACGGUGUGCUCUAUAUCCAGAACACACUUGGCAGACGGAGGAAGCAUCUGAAAUUAAGACUGCGGCUGUUAUAGGGAUCGUGUAAACUUGCUGUCUUGUUUUUUUUCUGCUGGGUGUUGUACGUAUGGUGACUUGUGGGUUGAUGUUUCAUUGUAUUGGAAACUUUCCGUUUUAUUCAAGAAAUCUGUUCCAUGUUAAAAGCCUUGAUUAAAGAGAAAGUUUCUAUAAUCCAA